AUGGGCCUCACGGUCUACUGCACCUUGGUGACCAGCUCCCGGGAGAUCAAAUCUCAACAGAGCGAAGUGACCAGGAUCCUGGAUGGAAAGAACAUCAAGUACAUUCUGGUGGAUAUUUCCCAGGACAAUGCCUUGCGGGACGAAAUGAGGGCCAAAUUGGGCAACCCCAAAGCCAUUCCUCUGCAGAUUUUCAAUGGGGACCACUACUGCAGGGACUACGAGUUAUUUGUGGAAGCAGUGAAACAAAACACCCUGCCAGAGUUCCUGAAGCUAGCCUGAGCACAUUACUUCUCUUCCUCCAUCCUUGCUGGCCUUCU
Molecule: messenger RNA, 317 nt
Organism: Eublepharis macularius
Lineage: Eukaryota; Metazoa; Chordata; Lepidosauria; Squamata; Eublepharidae
Product: SH3 domain-binding glutamic acid-rich-like protein 3
Exons: 2
Coding region: 1-279 (92 amino acids)
Cellular component (GO): cytoplasm
Source: RefSeq, a predicted model, not a curated record